Molecule: messenger RNA, 2689 nt
Organism: Gasterosteus aculeatus aculeatus (three-spined stickleback)
Lineage: Eukaryota; Metazoa; Chordata; Actinopteri; Perciformes; Gasterosteidae
Gene: cdh4
Product: cadherin 4, type 1, R-cadherin (retinal)
Biological process (GO): cell morphogenesis; calcium-dependent cell-cell adhesion; adherens junction organization
Cellular component (GO): plasma membrane; catenin complex; adherens junction
Molecular function (GO): beta-catenin binding; cadherin binding; calcium ion binding
Source: RefSeq, a predicted model, not a curated record
AACAACCCGACUUGUUUUUCCUCCUCAGGGGAGCAAGGCGGGCCAGACCCUCAAAGCCCCGUGCAGACCCGGCUUCUCCCAGAACUUCUACACGGUCAUCGUCUCCAGAGACGCUCUACACGGCAAGAGCGUUCUCAAAGAUACCACCCUGUCCAGUGAACGUGUGAAGUUCGAGGAUUGCCAGCGCAGCAGGGAGGUGGGCUUCGUCAGCAGCGACCCCAACUUCAGCGUGCGGCCCGACGGGUCGGUGUACGCCGAGCAGGAGCUGGCCAACCUGUCAGAGCCCGUCCAGUUCAUGGUGACGGCCCGGGGGUUCCACGACGCGCACAUCUGGGAGACCACCGUUAAGCUGGCGCUGGCCGGACACCCUCACCCGAUAGCACUGACGAAGGGCGGCAUUGAAGAAAUGCUGUCAAGAGCCUGGGACUCCCAACCCAGAGUUAUCAAGUUCCCUCGAAAACAUCAGAGGGGCUCCUCCUCCAACGGGCUGAGGCGACAGAAGAGAGACUGGGUCAUCCCCCCUAUCAACGUGCCCGAAAACUCCCGAGGACCCUUCCCUCACAUGCUUGUCAGAAUCCGCUCCGAUCAGGACAAGGCCGCCGGCAUCCGCUACAGCAUCACGGGAGCCGGCGCUGACCAGCCGCCGAGCGGCAUCUACAACAUCGACCCCAUCAGCGGCAACAUGUUCGUCACCCAGCCCCUGGACCGGGAGGAGAGGGCCUCCUUCCAUCUGCGAGCUCAUGCAGUGGACAUGAACGGCAACCAAGUGGAGAAUCCAAUCGAUCUCUACAUCUACGUGAUCGACAUGAACGACAACAGGCCGGAGUUUCACAACCAGGUGUACAACGGCUCUGUGGCUGAAGGGUCCAAACCAGGCUCGUCUGUGAUGCAGGUGACGGCCACCGACUCGGAGGACUCCACCACGGCGAACGGCAUGGUGCGCUACCGCAUCCUGUCGCAGACGCCCCACAGCCCCAUCCCCAACAUGUUCACCAUCAACAGCGAGACCGGGGACAUAGUGACGGUGGCCGCCGGCCUGGACAGGGAGAAAGUGUCCCAGUAUACCAUCAUUGUCCAGGCCACUGACAUGGAGGGUAACCUGAACUUUGGCUUGUCCAACACAGCCACGGCCCUCAUCAGCAUCACCGACAUCAACGACAAUCCCCCAGAGCUGACAGUCAGAACGUUUUCCGGGGAGGUGCUGGAGAACAAGGUGAACGUGGUGGUGACCAACCUGACGGUGGUGGACAGGGAUCAGCCCCACAGCCCCAACUGGAACGCCGUGUACCGCAUCGUCAGCGGAGACCCUUCUGGACACUUCGCCAUCCGCACCAACCCCAUCACCAACGAGGGCAUGCUGACGGUGGUCAAGGCGGUGGACUUCGAGAUGAAUCGGGCCUUCAUGCUGACCGUGGUGGUCUCCAACCAGGCCCACCUGGCCAGUGGCAUCCAAUCCUCGCUGCAGUCCACGGCGGGCGUCACCAUCUCUGUCCAGGACGUGAACGAGCCGCCCGUCUUCCCCGUCAACCCCAAGAUGAUCCGCUUCGAGGAGGGCGUGCCCGCAGGGACCACGCUCACCGUGUUUGCUGCUCAGGACCCCGACCACUUCAUCCACCAGAUUGUCCGGUACUCCAAGCUGUCAGACCCAGCCAACUGGCUGAAGAUCAACAGGACCAACGGUCAGAUCACCACCAUGGCCGUGCUGGACCGGGAGUCCAUGUACGUCAGAAACAACGUGUACGAGGCCACGUUCCUGGCCUUCGACAAUGGUAAAUCCGGCUCGCCUCAAGCCAGCGGGACGGGAACCCUCCAGAUCUACCUGAUCGACGUGAACGACAACGCGCCGGUGCUGAUACCCAGGGAGUCCCAGGUGUGCGAGCGCGCGCGCCCCAACUCCCGGGUCAACAUCACGGCCUCAGACGCCGAUGCCGACCCCAACGUGGGGCCGUUUGUCUUCGAGCUGCCUUCUUUCCCCGCCAGCGUUCGCCGCAACUGGACCAUCUCCCGACUCAGCGGUGACUACGCUCAGCUGAGGCUGAGGAUCCCGUACCUGGAGGCCAGCGUGUACGAGAUCCCCGUCAUCGUGUCCGAUUCCGGGAACCCUCCUCUGUCCAACCGCUCCGUGAUCAGAGUCAAAGUCUGUCCUUGUGACGACAACGGAGACUGCAGCGCCACGGGGGCCGUGGCGGCCGCCGGCCUCGGCACCGGGGCCAUCAUCGCCAUACUCAUCUGCAUCAUCAUACUGCUGAGCAUGGUUCUGCUGUUUGUGGUGUGGAUGAAGCGCAGAGAGAAGGAGCGGCAGGCGAAGCCUCUGCUGAUCGACCCCGAGGACGACGUCAGAGACAACAUCCUCAAAUAUGACGAGGAGGGCGGAGGAGAGGAGGACCAGGACUACGACCUGAGCCAGCUGCAGCAGCCCGAGUCUUUGGACCACAUCAUCAGUAAGCCGGCGGGGGUCCGCAGGGUGGACGAGAGACCUGUGAUUGCUGAGUCACAGUACCCCGUCAGACCCAGUCUGCCCCACCCCGGAGAUAUAGGAGACUUCAUUAACGAUGGUCUGAGAGCAGCAGACAACGACCCCACGGCCCCCCCCUACGACUCCCUGCUGGUGUUCGACUACGAGGGCAGCGGUUCCACCGCUGGAUCCUUCAGCUUUUUGAACUCCACCAGCUCCGGGGACCAGGAUUAG